Pogoniulus pusillus (Red-fronted tinkerbird) is the source of this 2052-nucleotide messenger RNA. It is a transcript of the gene FGFBP2, whose product is annotated as fibroblast growth factor binding protein 2. NCBI's taxonomy places the organism in Eukaryota, Metazoa, Chordata, Aves, Piciformes, Lybiidae. Gene Ontology annotation, molecular function: growth factor binding. The transcript has 2 exons. Gene Ontology annotation, biological process: cell-cell signaling. Bases 1060 to 1668 code for a protein of 202 amino acids. The record is from RefSeq and is a predicted model, not a curated record.
UUUGAAAGAAGUAUCUAGUGGGGGUCUUAUUAGCAGAAAAGCAAUGUGGCUUGCAGCAGCAUGGGAUAGAUUUUUACCUCAUGACCUUCAGAAUGCCAAGAGAUUUCCCAUGAUUUUUCUUAGCUCUGUUUGUAGUUACUUCAGAAACUGCUAGGACAGGAUUCUGCACUAAAGUAUUUCUACUCUCUUGCCUUUGUUUUGUGACAUUCUAUAUGUGGGGAAGGGGGGAAAAGUGGUAAAAGACAAAUACCUGUCUAAUCUGCUUGGAGUCUAUUCUCUGCUGUUGAGACUCAUGAAAAACUACUUCUGUUGGUUUGCUCUGAUGACUGAGAGUAACCCGUUGUGUGACAAGUGUGACAAUGAUAAGAAAUGGUUGGUUUAUGUUUAGACCUCCAGUAUUUAAUCUUACUAAAGGUUUAUUCCUUAUCUUGCUUAAUUAUUGUAAGUCUAAAAAUCUUUCAUGGCUCAGACAAUGUGCAGUUGAUUUCUUCCAUGUGUCCCCACUGCAUGUCAGGUGCUGACAGAGUACUUGAGUUGUGUCUUUACUGUGCAACUCCACCGAACACCCAUUCCACAAACUAGCCUGUGUUAAUAGGACACAUUUAUAAGCAUCCAGAUGUAGCUGCAUAGAUUUCUGUUGCACUUUUGUCCUUUUUUGCUUCUGUAUGGUCUUGUAAGCCCUGGCAGGAAUAUAGCUGUAAAGCAGCUGGAGAAUGGAAAAUAUCUGUUGAAAAUCAAAUCUGACAGGUUCAUCCUGGAUAGGAAUGUGCUUCUUGGUUAUACAACAAUCAUUCUGUGCUUAACUGCAUUUGCAAGAUUUGUCUUGUUACCUUCUUGGGAGUUCACAGCUUAUUUGACACUCCCUCAGGCUGUCAGGUAUGGGCACAUGCCUACUGCAAUGUGAUUGAUGAUUUUUGUAGAAAAAACCCUUACAUGUGACACUUCACUGGAGAGAGGCUUCUUUGUACACCAAGCCUUUAAAUUGUGAGCAGCCAGUUACCUGAUAGUUUGAGGUUUUGGCAUUGUACUGUUGCAGGAUCUCAGACAGCUUCUCUCACCAUGAAGAGUUUUGCUCUUCUCUUCCUAGUAGUGAUCUGUAGUAUGGGAGGAUUGGGGCAGAAGCUGAAGCCAAAGAAAAGGAGCACCAGUGGUGGAGACAUUAAUUUUCGGACUAAAACCAAAGAUAACUGCAGGAUGAGUGUGAGUGGGGAUGAGGAGAUGAAACUUAGAAUUGAAUGCAAAAGCCAAGGCAUAUCCUACUGGUGUGAAUUCACUGGCAAGCCCUCUGUCUGCCGUGCAUUCAGAAACAAUCCAAAGGUUUACUGGAACCAGAUCACUGCAGAACUUCGGAAGCUCUCGCAUGCUUGUGAAUCUUCAGAAGUGCUGAAGACCACCAUGUGCCAAAAGGCUCCUCCAGAUGCUCUCAUGAAGCAAAUAGCUGCUGGCAUGGAGCCAGAAGAUGGAGCAAGACAGGACAAAGUCCAGAAAAAUUCUUCGAGGGGAGCAGGGAAAAGCCCUGCUAAGAAAGCAGGGAAACCUCCAGUGCCACCAGCCCAGCAUGGCCAAGCAUCUGAAAAUGAAACAGAAGCAAUGAAGCUGGCACGGGAACAUUGCUGGGAAUCCCUUCAUGAUGUCUGCUCCUACAUUAUUGGCAUCUUUAGGGGUUAAGGAUUUGUUUCAGAGCAAAAUUUUUGCAGCUGAAGAAGGAUCCUUGCUGUAGUUUAAUGAUUUAGACGCAAGAAUUUUGGUUUCAAAACGAGUCACCUCUGUAAACCUUGUAGCUGUUUUCUCUUUGCACCCUAAAAUGUUACUUUUUAACAACCCUCGGAAAAUGCAUGAAACUGAAGUGACUACUACAAGUGUUUGGAUAACAAAGUGUUCCUGAGUCUGCCACACACCAAAGUGUGCUGCAUUUAUGUAGCCAAGGUUCCACUUUAUGAGUGCUGACCUUGAAUAGGUUUGUGUGUGUGCUGAUUCACUUCCAUUUGCUAGAGAGAAAGCUGUAAAUGAUGCUACAGUUAGUGCAAACAAUAAAGCUAAGAUUUUGGAAAA